AGUCCUGUUGCCACCGGCCAGUGGAGUUUAAUCUGCACUACUAAACAGAAAAUGAACAGUAAGGUAGGAGAGAAGGUAGGAGAAAAGGAAACGCUCCUGAAACAUCAGCAGCACCUGCAGAGACAGAGAGAUGCCAUCGCCUACAGGAUGAAGAAGCUGGCAGCUAAGCAGGCGGAGAUAACAAAAAAGACCAACGCAGUGAAGGAGAAAAUCAGGAAAAAGUAUGAGGACAUGAAGCGGGUCCUGGAUGAGGAUCUUCGGAUCACACUGACCCAGCUGGAUACAGAGUGUGAGGCCACAGAAAAGUCAGUGGAGGACAGGAUAGAGGAGUGCUACCACCUCACUCAGGAACUGGACCAGGAACUGUCCAACAUCGGCGCCAAUGUGAAAACGCAAGACAUUCAGAAUGCUGAAACAGAAAAAAGAAUAUCUGAGACUCUGAAGCUGACUGACCCUGACCUGAUUCAGAUAGACGAGUUCAAGAAUGAACAGCUGUUGAGUCUCACCAUCAACCUGCUGCUGUUCAUCAGAUCCCAGGUCCCUGUCACCAAGAAACUGUUUCAGACCUAUGCUGCAGAUGUUGUCCUUGAUGCUGACACUGCUCAUCCCAAGCUGAUCAUCUCUCCCAAAGGCGACUCAGCCACGUACACAGACACUUGGCAAGACGUCCCAGAGACUCCCUCCCGCUUUGACACCACCCUAAAUGUAGUCAGCCAGCAAGGCUUCAGCGAGGGACGCCAGUACUGGGAAGUGGAUGUGAGUGGGAAGACAUACUGGGAGCUGGGGCUCACAUACCCAAGCAUCCCGCGCAAGGGCCGCGAGGAGGACUCCUGGCUGGGCCGAGGCAAGGAGUCUUGGUGUGUGGAAUAUUUUAACGGAGACUACACAGCCUGGCACGGUGGUGUUGAGCAUGAGCUGCCUCUGCUGGCAGGAAAACAGUUUACUCGAAUCGGGGUGUACUGCAGCUUCCCCAGGGGUUUGGUGUGCUUUCUAGGAGCCGACACCAUGACCCCUCUGCACUGCUUCUGUGCUGGGACAUUCACGGACACCCUGCAUCAAGCGUUGUGUCCUGGUCAUGACAACGAAGGCACAAACUGGGCGUCUCUUAAGAUCUGCGAUGCCUCACGAUCAGCUCCUGUUCUCUGA
This is a messenger RNA of Plectropomus leopardus (leopard coralgrouper), 1146 nucleotides long. The record is from RefSeq and is a predicted model, not a curated record. NCBI's taxonomy places the organism in Eukaryota, Metazoa, Chordata, Actinopteri, Perciformes, Serranidae.